Molecule: messenger RNA, 2330 nt
Organism: Haliotis rubra (blacklip abalone)
Lineage: Eukaryota; Metazoa; Mollusca; Gastropoda; Lepetellida; Haliotidae
Exons: 4
Coding region: 83-595 (170 amino acids)
Source: RefSeq, a predicted model, not a curated record
UACAACUACAGCAUAUAUUUUCUCCAAAGAUGUCUCCUCACUUCAUCACUUUCAGGGCAAAUGCGAUUUCUACUUGGAGAACAUGUCAACCUUCAGAUCUUCUCGAAACCGACUCGGCGACACAACACCACCUGAAGUACUGGAGUUCAUACAGAAAGUCAUGGACAAAAACGCUAUUGUCAGCGCACACCUCUACCUCCGACAGCUGGUGUUUGAAACAAUCGCAUUGUGUGCCAAAUUUCAUCUGGAUGAAGAAAUACCUCGACAUCUCACCCCAUUAGAAGAGGCCCUGGAGCUGGAUGUCCGGGUCAGUGUGGAGAAAGAUGGCGAGGACUGGGACCAACAUCAUGAGGUCACACAGCAGCUCAUCAAGGCACAGAUGAGGGAUCACAAACUUAUUCGACCCUCCCGGCGGCAGCUGAAGAAGCACGGAGGGUCUCACGCAGAACACAUCAUGCAACAGAGAAGCCUCGACGUCCUAGCCAGCAUCACCGUACAGCUCCAGCUCAAGUCAGCCAACCGCAGCUUCCCACAGACGAAGAAGUGUCUAGAAGAGGCCAUCAAUACUUACCCCGGCGCCGCUACCGACUCCUAGUACACAGAAACCAUUCAGAUGCUUCAAGAAGUGCAAGCUGAUCAAAAUCUUUAUGUCCACAGUACCUGUCCACACGCUUCAAGAUAUGCAAGUUCAUUAUAAUCAGUGUGCCUCACUCAUGGAAUAAUGAUUUCACACAUUUUAAAGCCUUGUCUGAUUUUGGGUAUUGUUGAAACAAUGGUUAAUUGGGACACAGUAGUAAGGCAUAGUUUGUUUUAGUUACUUUACAGAAUUUUAUUGUGUCUUUUAUAAAAGUAAAUAAGGGAGGUAACUGUGAAUUCAGUUCUUACCUUGUGGACGUACAUUUUGGAAUUACAGAAACAUUUUGAAGGUAUUUGGCAAGUAUGUCAAAUAACACAUGAUAAAAGUCAGGAGAAGUAUAAAUGGUAUUAUUAUUAAAAAAAUGCAUUAUUUGAAAUCGUCAGAUACACUGAACAGUUAAAAAUAUUUUUGUGAUACAUAUCGUGGAAUGAACCUCAAUACACUGACAUACUGAUAAUGCACUGCACCUUUAAGUUAGGAUUGCCUGUAACGCUACAAACAUUCUUUGUGGAUCGGGCCCAGUCCCUUAGAACUGGCUUGCAUAUGUCUGUGUUGGUUUAGUUUUGAUAUAAAAAAGAUCAUCAGUGCAUCAAUAUUGCAAUAUCUGAUAUAGAGAACAUUUUCUUCAUGUAUGCUUUUUGUUAAGAUUAUGAUUUUAUCAAAUGUCUCCAUUCAGAAGUAUGAUUAUCAUCACUAUUCCUUGAAAUUUUAUGUAAACUGUGAACGAUUUUCACAUGUAUACAGUUAAACACUAAAGUAAAAACUUGGGAAGUGUGUAUUCCUUAUUUUGUCAACAUUUUGCGGUUGUGUCGCACCUCAGAUAAUUCCUGUAUUUAUGUAGGUCCCAACAACUUCGACAUCUUAGUGUUUUAAUUUUGUAUUUUGUUUAUGGUUCUAACAGAAAGUUGUGGUACACAUUAUGUUAAGCAAAAAUGCUUUUGUAGAUCAUGAAUGGCUGUGGCAAAGUUAGGCAUUGGUGGGUCAUUAACUAAUCUUCACAAGCUUUGCUGUCUUUUAACUGACUGAGUUUAGUUUUACGCCGCUUUUAGCAAUAUUCCAGCAAUAUCACAGCGGGUGACACCAGAAAUGGGCUUCACACCUUGCACAAAUGUGGGGAAUCGAACCCUGGUCGUCAGCGUGACAAGUGAAUGCUUUAACCACUAGGUUACCCCACCGGCCCCGCUGUCUUUUUAAACAUUGAUACCUUCAAAAGGUCAACUCGGACGCUUCGGUCCUCCUCUCAAGGUCAUACUGUCACGGUCACAGCUGGAUUAAUAUCCAAGGAUGAGACAAUAUCUAGUAUGCUUCUUGGUGCCAAAAAUAUAAUGUGUGAUAUUUGUAAACAAAUGUUAUUAAACAUAAAUACAUAAUCAUUAUUUUUCAUUGACAUAUCAAUCCGAUAUGUUGUUCAUAUUUUCUCUUGUUGUGUCACAGUUGUGAGAAAUCAGUGUUUUGUAUUCCAAUUUCAUAUAUUUGCUUUUAUAAAUCAAUUUCGCAAAUUUUCUUAUUGUGAAGUGUGAGAGAUUCCUGGGUAAUACAGUACCCAGGUCAUCAGUAACUAUGGCAACCACUGCUUGGCACAGGAUUAAUCUUCUGACGGUAAGAGUGUGUACUACUGGCAAACAAGGAUAAGUUGAGCACCGACCUGACAAUUGACCCAUAUUAGCAUUUAUUAGUGCCGCCUACUGGCGCU